Messenger RNA from Quercus robur (English oak), 2199 nucleotides. RefSeq lists its product as uncharacterized. Gene Ontology annotation, molecular function: nucleic acid binding; RNA-DNA hybrid ribonuclease activity. The transcript has 4 exons. The record is from RefSeq and is a predicted model, not a curated record. NCBI's taxonomy places the organism in Eukaryota, Viridiplantae, Streptophyta, Magnoliopsida, Fagales, Fagaceae. The coding region runs from base 1 to 2199 and encodes 732 amino acids.
AUGUGCAUAGAUUUCACUGAUUUGAACAAGGCUUGCCCUAAGGAUAGUUAUCCUUUGCCACGUAUUGAUCAAUUAGUGGACUCUACAGCUGGCCAUCAGUUGUUGAGCUUCAUGGACGCCUUCUCAGGAUAUAAUCAGAUAAAGAUGGACGAAGUUUAUCAGGAAAAGACCUCCUUCAUUACCAGUCAAGGUUUGUUUUGCUAUAAGGUGAUGCCCUUUGGUCUAAAAAACGUAGGGCCAACUUAUCAAAGGUUGGUUAAUCACAUGUUCCGUCCACAGAUAGGGCGGAAUGUAGAGGUCUAUGUUGACAACAUGAUUGUGAAGAGCAUAGACAAAGGGAGCCAUUUGGACGAUCUACAGGAAACCUUUGAAACACUUAGGCAAUAUAAGAUGAAAUUGAACCCAAGUAAAUGUGCGUUCAGAGUAUUGUCGGGAAAGUUUCUGGGGUUCAUGGUUUCGCAAAGAGGAAUUGAAGUGAAUCCAGACAAGAUCCAAGCCAUAUUGGACAUGGAACCACCGAAGAAUAUCAAGGAAGUCCAAUCCCUCACUGGGCGAAUUGCUGCUUUGAACAGGUUUGUUUCAAAAGCCACAGACAAAUGUUUACCUUUCUUCAAAGUCCUCAGGAAGGCGUUCAAAUGGACGGACGAAUGUCAAAAGGCCUUCCAAGAUCUGAAGGACUAUCUCACUAUAGCUCCAUUAUUAAGUCCGUCCGUGCAAGGAGAGGAACUGUAUCUGUACUUAGCGAUGUCUCCACAUGCCGUAAGUUCAGCUCUAAUCAAGAAGGAAGGAAAAGUGCAAAAACCCGUGUACUACACUAGUCGAGCACUCAGAGGAGCAGAAAGAAGGUAUCCACUGAUAGAGAAGUUGGCUUUUGCACUAAUAACAGCUUCUAGAAAGUUAAGAUAUUACUUCCAAGUUCAUGUCAUCAAUGUCAUGACGGAUCAUCCGCUCAAGAAGGCAAUGAACAAGCUGGAAGCUACAGGACGGUUGAUUCAAUGGGCGGUGGAACUUAGUGAAUUUGACAUUCGGUACCAACCGAGAAAUGCAAUAAAGGCCCAAGCCCUAGCAGAUUUCAUUGCAGAGUUCACUCCAAGUUACGAGGAUUUUGGUGAAAGAGAGUACAAUAAAAAAUGGGUCGUCCAUGUAGAUGGAUCGUUUACACUGCAUGCUGGAGGUAUAGGAGUUGUUUUGCAGUCACUAGAAGGAGACAAAUUAAAGUACAAGACUUGUUUGCAAUACCAAACCACUAAUAAUGAAGUGGAGUAUGAAGCCCUUUUAAAGGGGUUGGAGCUGGCUAAAUCUAUAGAAGCAGACUCAAUACUUGUCUUGGGAGACUCUCAGGAAGAGAAUGUGGAAGCAGAUACUCUGGCAAAGGAAGCCUCUGCGAAUGAAGCAAUGGACGAGUUGGAUACAGUACAAUACAUGCCAAGUAUAGACCUUCCAGAGAUGCUGCAGAUAGAGGGUGAGGAAAAUUGGAUGACCCCAAUAGUGUCAUACUUUAAGGACGGAAGGCUUCCAGAAGAGAAGGACGAAGCCAGGAAGCUCAGGGUCAAAUCAGCCAAGUACAUACUUAUGGACGAAGUGUUAUACAAAAGAGGCUUUUCCCAGCCUCUCCUAAGGUGUUUGGCUCCGGACGAGGCAAACUACAUAUUGAGGGAGGUUCAUGAAGGAGCAUGUGGUAACCAUUCAGGAGCCAGAUCACUCGUCCAUAAAGUCAUCCGUAGCGGAUUCUAUUGGCCAACCAUCCAAGCUGAUGCUAAGGCAUAUGUUAAGCUUGAAGGGGCAAAGGGAGUAUGGCCGGAUGAGUUAUCGGGUGUUUUGUGGGCUUACAGAACGACAGUGAGAACUCCCACAGGGGAAACUCCUUUUAAACUAGCCUAUGGAAGUGAGGCAGUUAUACCGGCAAAAGUACAUAUGGCCAGCCACAGGGUGGGGAAGUAUCAGGCUGAAGAAAACGAAGAACAGCUCCGUCUUAACCUUGACCUUAUGGACGAGGUCAGGAUGGAUGCAGAACAGAGAACAGCGAGGUACAAAAAUCUUAUGGCAAGACAAUAUGAUGCCAUGGUGAAGCCCAGGCACUUCAACAUUGGGGAUCUCAUCCUGAAGAGGAUUACCUUGAAUGAUCCACAAAAAAGCAAACAAGCAUGGACGAAUGAAAUCCUUGGACACAAGGAUGUGUCGUCCAUAAGCUUUCCUUAA